This is a messenger RNA of Paraphaeosphaeria sporulosa, 501 nucleotides long. RefSeq lists its product as uncharacterized. Lineage: Eukaryota; Fungi; Ascomycota; Dothideomycetes; Pleosporales; Didymosphaeriaceae. Bases 1 to 501 code for a protein of 166 amino acids. The transcript is spliced from 2 exons. The record is from RefSeq and is a predicted model, not a curated record.
AUGCCACAUGGAGCCUUGCAGUGGUUAGAAAAAGGGGAGGUUGAUGGUCGCGAUCGCGAUUCCGUGAUCAAUCAUCCAAUAUUAACGCUCGUGCUCCUGCGUGUUACCAUCAACAUUACAUUGCGCGAUUUCACCACCUUCUCCCUGUGCUGCCCAGGCCCCAACUCUAAAGGACAACCAUUCCCAAGUCUACCCAUGAGUCUUCGACACCAGCGCUGCUCCAGGCUCGCGUCGCCUAGCCAUGGGCCGCCUAUGGCGCUUGAUCCCGUACUUCUUUCCAUGUGUGUCCGCAUUCGACUAUUCCAAUGUCACCGGAACUGCAACAUGGUCCCUCCAGAUCGACGGCGCGAUACUGUAUCAUUGAUCAAGAACUGUGUGCUCACGAUCGUCCGUGCGCCUACACGGCCUUCACCUCAAUAUACCACGCAAGCACAAGAAGAAGCUCUAUCACAAGAUCUUUCGAAUCAUCAAGUGGUACACAGUCGGGCUGAUCACGCCUGA